Prorocentrum cordatum is the source of this 4758-nucleotide messenger RNA. The record is from the annotation of a GenBank genome assembly. NCBI's taxonomy places the organism in Eukaryota, Dinophyceae, Prorocentrales, Prorocentraceae.
AUGGGGGACGGCGCCGUGAUGGAGUGCUGCUUCAAUCCGCACGAGGCUUGGAAGAAGGCGCAGGCCAAGUUCAACGGUCGCUGCAUGUGGUGCUCGCCGGUGCGCCUCGAGACGGUCUGCAAGGACGCGCGGCAGUCCAAGUUGGCGGCGAGGUUCUUGGUCAUUCUGAACGACUUGGACAAAGGCAUCUUCGACGUGGCCGCGGAGCGUCUCGCCGCCCACGAGAACGGAGGCGACGUCGUUGACCGCGCCAACGCCAUCCUGGCCGAGCGCGGGGGGCUCGCGGACGGGGCGGCAGAGCCAGCGGCGCCGCUCGAGGAACGCCCGCCCGAUGACGAAGAUGCGCCAGAGUUGCCGCCUCAGCCGGCGCCCUUGCCUCCGGCGCCUGCGCAGGACCCGCGGCCAACGUCGCAGCAGCGCCGGGCUCAUCGGCUUUGCGAAGGCUACGCGCUGGCGCGGGCCAUGGGUCGCCAGCUCCGCGGCAAGCAGGACUGCGGCACGUGCGUCUUCUCGACGGCCGCGCCCGGGAAUCGCGCUAGGGCGCUUGGCGGGCAAUGCGUGUUCUGCACACCAGAUCGCAUGAAGGAAGCCGCGAGGGAUACCAUGAAAAAGCAGAACGUGGUCGCCGCCUCGAAGAAGUUCGAGAAGGAGAAGCCCGCAGUCGAAGGCCAGAAGCCCGCGGUGUACGAGAAGGCGCUGGGCCGUCUCCGCAGGCACUUGACAGUGGGCGAGUUCAAAGACAUCGUCACGCCGAGGAACUGCUGCCGCGGCGCCGGCGCGGACAUGUGCCUCUUCAACACAAAAUCCCCAGGGGCUCCGGCGUUCGUCAAGAAGGAUGACAAAGGUCUCUGCAGCUGGUGCAAUCCGGAGCGGCUGCGGGACAUGCAGACGAGCAGGGCAGGCGGCGUGUUGGCGCAGCUCCAGGCGUUCCGGCAGCAGGACGCCGCUGUUGCCGCGAACGCCGAGGCGAUUGCCAAGGAGAUCCUGGGAGACGACUACAUGGCCAAACUGCAGCAGAAACGCGCCAGGGCUCAUCAGCAGCGGGCGCGGCAUCUCCGGCGCAAGGGGGACCAGAAGAAGCAGUGGGCCGAGGCGCUCAAGAAGCGCAAGCUGCCGAGGGAGUCGCCGCAUGACGACCGGGAGACGCGGAAGAGGUACAGGGCGGGCGUCCUUGCCGACCAGAAGAAGGACAUGAACUCUUUCUUCCCGGACGAGGCCGAUCGGAGAGCGCGGGGUGUCGCGGACGACGUCCCGAAGCCGGAGGACGCUCUCCCGCCGCUGAAGGACGCGACGCACUCCGACUUGUCUGCAGGCCUACGCUCAUGGCUGGAGCGUGGUUCCUGGGGGAAGUGCGUGAAGUGCGGAUGCCUGCAGCCUCGGCCAAUGCACGAGAUCGACUUGGCUGGCGACCCGAAGGUGGAGGUGCGCGAGAGCCAGUGUCGCCGCUGCAACGCGGCGCGCGAUUACUGGGCGCCGACGCCAGACGAUGUUCCUCGGGCGCUCCGCAAUCUGUCCGACGACAUUGCCCAGGCCCUGAGGCCGAUCGAGGUGGACGUGGGCCCGGAGACGCGCUCGACGGAUUCGCUGGGACGCUGGAACGGCUACCGCAAGAAGGUGAAGAUGAUCGCCUUCUACUUCUCGAAGUGGCACGUGGAGGACAAGAUCCAGGAGCUGGAGGGGAAGCAGGCGCGAAACACAGCCAGGAAGGCGCACAGGUAUUUGCUCUCGUGCGAGGAGUCAGCGUACCGUCGGUUCCACGACAUGCACGAGAACCUGUACUGGCGCACGGACAUGACAGAGACCCACGAGCAGUGGUCUGACGCGCGGCGCGAAGAGAAUCGCGAGGCGAAGGACCCGAAGAAGAAGCGCGCCAAGUACGGCUACGACAGCGAUGACUCCGACGCAGCAGACGGGCAUGGCAAGUGCGACGCGGACGAGCUGGAGCAGGGCGACGACGGAGGGCAACGCACCAGUGUCAAGCGCUCUUUCAUGGCGAAGUGCCUCUCUGACCUGAUUGGAUAUCAAAGCGACUUCGAGCUUCUCCAGUUCGUCUUCGACUUGAACCUCUGGGCUACUUUAGGGGCGAAGAAAAAUCUGAACUUGGAGAACGUGCCAAUGCGCAUCCGCAUGAAGGGCCACCCGUUCUCGCCGCUGUACUGGAAGGACACGCUGAACGCGCUCGUGGACCUCGUUCGACAAGUGGGGCUGCCCAAGCUGUUCUUCACGAUAGCGCCAUGGGAGCAGUCCUUCCCGUACCACGAGUGGCUCCGCGACGAGAUGCACAAGACGCUGAGGACGCGGAUGCACUUGCCCGUGGGCGAGAUCGUCCGCGGCGUCAUCGCAGGCAACAACCAGCAGAGCCAGGAUCGGGCUGAUCGAAGGUGGAAGAAGCACGUCUUCUCCUGCAAGACCGAAGACGGCAAGACGACGAAGACUGUCACGUCGUUCACGCGCUUGGAGUUCCAGGACGGGAGCCGCAAGGAGGGCACGAAGCGCUACGACGGAUCAGGGCGCCCACAUUUGCACGUGCUGUUCUUCGCGGAAGAAGACGUCCUGGCCGACGCCAAGCUCGAGCGGCACCUCUUCGCUUCGAAGACUGAUGAGUUCAGUGAUCACUUGAAGGGCUACAUCGACGGCUCGCAGUUGGACAAGCGGGGCGCUUCCGAGAGCAAGUGGCCGGUGUACAGUGGAGAGCCAGGGUACCAUAUUCAAGCAGAGAAAUUGUUGCUUCAGCAUUCCCAGGCCGACAAGGAAGCGGGACUCCGCGCUUUCUGUGUAGACGUUAUGGACGCGGUCCCCAUCCACCAGGACUGGUUGGAAUCGGAUGGGGAGUCGCUGCUCUUGCAAUACGUCACGAAGUACGUGGCAAAAUUCUCGGACUCGAGCUACGACGAGUGGAUGAAUGGCCAGGCGUCCGCGGACAGCGUGGCCCGCAGAGUCUGCUUCGAGUACCACCCGUACGAGCCCGAGAUGAUUCUGCAGCUCUGCGGUGCGCAGUUCCGCCAGGUCGACAUCUCCGCGGUCAGCGGAGGGUGGAGGUCGGUGACAGCUCCUUACGUCGGCAUGGCGGAGACGCCCGCGUGGGUGGAGAAGUACGCCACCUGCGAGUGGCGGAGCGAGGAGAUGUGCCUGCUGGAGUGGCUGCGGAAGACGAACGACGAUGGCAGGAUUGCUGGGUGGCUGAAAGCUCGCCACAAGGCGGCUCUAUACGAGGCCGCGUACCAGCAUCACUGCGCCACGUUGACGCCCGGAGGAGAGCCGCCGUCGCCCGCAGGAUUUCGCAGCGAUCUCCGGAAGCAGUACAAGCAGAGCGGCGAGGGUGCUCCGUUCUUGGUGUGGAUGGAGGAGAUGUCCGUGCGCGCGGGCGCGAGCGCCGCCGAGUUCCCUUCGCUGGAGGAGUUCGCGCGGGACUACGUCGUGAGAGGCGAGAAGAUUGUCGCGGUGGACACGGUUUUCGAGUUCAACGACCGGUACUACGGGCAAUGGGCGGCCAUGAAUGUGCCAUUCCGGGACUUGGAGGAUUUGCGAUUCGACGUGGUGGACAAGUUCGUGCCGGCGAAGUUCCGGCACCUCGCCGCGGCGCUGAAGCUCUGCGCCAACCGCAGCAGAGUCCCCGAGGAAUUCCGCGAGCUGUUCGUCGACGAGAGCUCCCAGAAGUUCAGCGAAAGCGUAUACCGCAUGAUUGUCGGGCAGCGGAAGCUCAUCGACAUGUACCUCACGGGUGUCCUGGACAAGAACGACGAGAGAACCGCGCGGGACGCCGAGGCCGCCGCGACUGGGGGCGGCCGGCAGGCGCGCGAUGGAGCGCAAGCAGACGUGACCUUCCUUCGGAAGCAGUUGCAUGUCGAGGAGACGGUCAACGAGAGCGUGGAUCGCGCUCUGCAGGCGAAUCAUUCGGAGAACUGGGAGGAGGCAGACGAGGCGCGCGAGGAGGCUUUCCAGAAGAACAAACCGAUAGUAUGCCUCGGGAAGCCAGGGACGGGGAAGACCACGGUCGUCAAGUGCUGCAUCCGCCGCGCGCAGGAGCGAGGCGCCCGCGUCCUGUUCGCCCUCCCGACGGCGCAGCUGUCGAGUCGCAUGAAGCAGGCGCUCCCGCUGAUGACCAUGUACGACCUGGUCGUCGUGGACGAGGUGUCGCUCUUGGACUGCCCGCAGUUCGAGCGACUGAUCAAACUGUGGAGCGUGGCAGAGAAAGUGCCCGCGCUGGUCUUCCUUGGGGAUAAGUGCCAGCUGCCGGGCGUUGGAGAGACGCGUCCGUGGGAGAGCGCUGCGUGGCCUCGCCCGAAUUGCUACCACGUGAAACUGGACGAGACGCGGCGCUGCAAGGAGGAACGCUUCCAGCACAUCCUGGACGAGCUCCGCACGAGCAAGCCGUCGAAGGAAACGCUGCAGAAUAUCUGUCGCGGCCACAAGGCAUGGAAGAUCGGCGCGCCGACUCCGGCAGACCUGAAGACGCUGUUCGAGAAACACCCGGAGACGCGGAUUGUGACCUGCACGCGCAAAGGCGCCGCCACCGUGAAUGAGGCCGCCAUCGUUGCUCUGUGCGGCCGGAAGAGUCCCCUGGGUACGCUCCCCGGGGACGUGGAGCUGAAUCCGGAGAACUAUUGGGACGGCAAAUUUCGCACAGACCGCCGGCCCAUUCCAAGCGCAGUUCCCGUGUACAAGAAGAUGCAGGUCUACUUGACGAAGAACGUGCGCAAAGAGGAUGACUACGUGAACGGCAUGCUCUGCGAGGUGGAGAAUUAUCAUGCCGACGAG